AUGGAGGUUAAACUUUUCAGCAUUCUUUGCUGCUUUUUGUCUUAUGGGCUGUUAGGGCAAGCGUUCUUGCUAGGUGUCGUGGAUUACCUCACGCCGCACGAUUGCUCACAAGACGAAAUUCGAGAACAUUGUUAUGAUAGAGCAACGCAUUGCAAAAAAGUACACGACCUUUUAGGAGGAACUAUAUACUUCUGUGAAUGCCAACCUGGCUUUCGUGGAGCUAGUUGUGAAUUGGAUUCCUGCUAUGACCAGCACUGUAACCAUGGGCACGGUUCGUGCAAUUUGUUGGACAAGGAUCCAUACUUUGAGUGUAAAUGCAAACCUGGAUACUCUGGAACACAUUGUGGAGCUUCAUCCAUCACCACGACGUCAACGCCUACAGUUACGACAACGCCACUCAAGACAACAACAAACCCUCCGACGACACAAACUACGACUCCUCCAAAAACAACAACGAAAAGCAACCCUGUAUACCAGAGUUGCAACAAAUACUCAGUUGUGAGUGAUUUGUCACAUGGCAAGCCCGUAGCCAAUGAUAACGCUCCAAAUUGUUCAUCCGGUUUACACACAUCGAAUGAAGCUCUUGUUUUAAAAAAUUGCAACGUCAGCGAGCCUUAUAUGUGGCAUCAAGGAACUCAGGUCAUGAGGGAUUGCAAUUCCAUUCCGUCGUAUACGGCAAUUGGUACCUACCUUUACGGAUAUUAUCCUGUUAGCAAAGGCUUAUCGGGCGUUUUCCUGGAAUGCCUUCCAAACGGGUUUAAGAUUAUCUUCCAAGAGCACUGCGACAAAUCGCCAGAAAUCCGACAUAUUGAGGAAGGAGGUGCUGGAUUCUUCGAUCCAAACAAUUAUUAUACAAUUGCCUAACGAUUAUCCAAAUUCAUUGUGUUUGCUUAAAACCUUGCUUUAGGAUAAAAAUAGAAACAACUU
Molecule: messenger RNA, 927 nt
Organism: Mya arenaria
Lineage: Eukaryota; Metazoa; Mollusca; Bivalvia; Myida; Myidae
Product: neurogenic locus notch homolog protein 1-like
Exons: 8
Coding region: 1-864 (287 amino acids)
Source: RefSeq, a predicted model, not a curated record